AUGUCGUUUCUCACACAGGUCUUGUUUUCCAUUUCUUUUCUCGUGAGUGCAAUUGAAUGUCAGGGUGGAGGCGGCGGUGGAGGAGGUGGUAGUGGUGCUUUCGGAGUAUUCGGUGUUUUUUUCUUGUUGAUAUUCUUACCGAUCUACUGCUGCUGUAUAGGUCGACCAAGGCGAUCAAAUGCGAAAUAUGUUCAUGCGUCUAAGGUCGAAAAUAACGAAACUAAAGUGAUUGACCUACAUGUUUUUCAAUCUGGCCUUUGGGAAUGCGAAUAUUUUCAAUAUAACAAGCAGCAUGGUCCUCAUUAUAUCAAUCUAUCGUUCGACAACGUGAGACUCGAAGUGACAGGAUCAGGCUUCGAUGAUAUUGGUAUGUAUACACUUCAUGGCUUUUAUUCAACGCAAACGCGUCGCAUCGGUGUUACGAAAACCUAUCAGUUAGGCACUGGCGAUCCUCGACAAAACUUAGGACAUAAUGUAAUUAUACAACUGGAAUGGAAUAGAUUCGCCAAUCAGUUCGAAGGCAAAUGGUAUGUUCGCACGAGAAAAUACCGAGGAUCUGGUCCCUACAAAUUGAGAAGUUCUCAACAACAAUUGACACUACCUCCUGCCUACGAAAAAGUGUGA
Molecule: messenger RNA, 624 nt
Organism: Adineta ricciae
Lineage: Eukaryota; Metazoa; Rotifera; Eurotatoria; Adinetida; Adinetidae
Source: the annotation of a GenBank genome assembly